This is a messenger RNA of Daucus carota subsp. sativus, 2698 nucleotides long. RefSeq names its product exocyst complex component EXO70A1. The record is from RefSeq and is a predicted model, not a curated record. Gene Ontology annotation, cellular component: exocyst. The coding region runs from base 237 to 2252 and encodes 671 amino acids. Gene Ontology annotation, molecular function: phosphatidylinositol-4,5-bisphosphate binding. Gene Ontology annotation, biological process: exocytosis. Lineage: Eukaryota; Viridiplantae; Streptophyta; Magnoliopsida; Apiales; Apiaceae. The transcript has 2 exons.
AAGAAAUCACACAAAUUAAUUUAACCAAAAAACUUUCUUUUUGUUUACUUUAUUUUUCUCUUUACCUCUCUCUCCUCUUCUUCUCCCCCUUAAUCAUAACCCAAUUUAUACACACAAACACUUUACAUCUAAGCCCUUUGAUUCGUGAAGUAUAUACUGCCAUGAGUAAUCUACUUUUCAUCCCAACAUCUCUCUCUUAACUGCUAAGUGUAUUUGGUUUGGGAUUUCAUAGAAGGAUGGAUUCAGUGGAGAAGUUGAUAGCUGCUAAGAAUUCAUUGAAAUUUAGCUUAGAGAAAACUAAAGUUUUGGGGGAUUCUAUUGAGAAAUCUGGGCCUAGGUUAGAAGAGAUCAGUCAAAGGCUGCCUUACUUGGAAGCUGCAGUACGUCCAAUUCGUGCACAGGAGGAAUCACUUGAUGCUGUUGGCGGUCAUAUAAAUCAAGCUGUUGUUCCUGCUGCUGCAGUUCUUAGGGUUUUUGAUGCAAUUCAUGGGCUUGAGAAGUCGUUAUCUGAUCCUCAAUCGGAUCUUUCUGGGUACCUUUCAGUGCUUAAGAGGCUGGAAGAGGCAUUAAGGUUUUUAGGGGAUAAUUGUGAGAUGGCAAUUCAAUGGUUGGAUGAUAUUGUGGAGUACUUGGAGGAUUAUAAGAUUGCUGAUGGGAGGUAUAUCUCGAAUUUAAAGAAGGCGCUGAAGUAUCUUAGGGAAUUGCAGAAGAAUGAGGAAAAGGGUCGUCUUGAUGGUGGCCUUCUCGAGGCUGCAUUGGACAGAUUGGAGAAGGAAUUCCGGAGGUUACUAAUGGAGAAUAGUGUUCCUUUGCCGAUGUCGUCACAAUCAUCUCUUGAAGAACAAGCUUGCAUAGCUCCUUCACAACUACCUGUACCUGUUAUUACCAAACUGCAGGCAAUUUUUGAGAGAUUAAUCGCUAACGACAGACUUGAAAAGUGUAUUUCUAUCUAUGUUGAAGUUCGUAGCUCAAAUGUUAGAGCUAGUCUGCAGGCACUCAAAUUGGAUUACCUUGAGAUAACCAUCUCUGAGUUUAAUAAUGUUCAGAGUAUAGAGGGUUACAUUGCUAAGUGGAGUAGACAUUUGGAGUUUGCAGUGAAGCAUCUAUUUGAGGCUGAGUACAAACUUUGUAAUGAUGUCUUUGAAAGAAUGGGAUUAGAUGUGUGGAGGGAUUGUUUUGCUAAAAUAGCUGCCCAAGCAGGUAUGCUUGCUUUUCUUCAAUUUGGCAAAACUGUUACAGAGAGUAAGAAGGAUCCUAUAAAGCUACUGAAGCUGUUGGACAUUUUUGCAUCUUUAAACAAGCUGAGGUUGGAUUUUAACCGCCUUUUUGGUGGUGCUGCCUGUGCUGAAAUUCAAAAUCUUACUAGGGAUCUUAUCAAGAGGGUGAUUGAAGGAUCUUGUGAAAUCUUUUGGGAACUCUCGGUUCAAGUGGAACUGCAAAGAGACAGUCCACCUCCAACAGAUGGUAGUGUUCCGAGACUAGUGAGUUUCAUUACUGAUUAUUGUAAUAGGCUUCUUGGGGAUGAUUAUAAGCCAAUCCUGACCCAAGCCCUGGCCAUUGAACGGAGUUGGAAGCAUGAAAAGUUUCAAGAAAGGCUCCUUGUUGAUGAACUUCUUAAAUUAAUUAAAUCCAUUGAGGUGAAUUUGGAGACAUGGUCCAAGGCAUAUAGUGAUCCUUCCUUAUCACAUCUAUUCCUGAUGAACAAUCAUUGGCACCUCUUUAAGCACUUAAAAGGCACAAAACUUGGGGGCCUAUUGGGCGAUUUCUGGUUGAAGGAGCAUGAACAAGACAAGGAGUCCUUUUCUACUGCCUACUUUAGAGAAAGCUGGCAAAAGCUCCCAGCACUAUUAAGUAGAGAAGGUUUGAUUCUUUUUUCUGGAGGUCGAGCCACUGCCCGAGAUCUUGUUAAGAAAAGACUGAAAGCCUUCAAUGAAGCAUUUGAUGACAUGUACAAGAAACACUCGAACUGGGUAAUUUCAGAUAAAGAUCUGCGGGAGAAGACAUGCCAGAUUAUUGUGCAGGCAAUUGUGCCGGUUUACCGAAGUUACAUGCAGAACUAUGGCCCACUAGUUGAACAAGAUGCAAGUGCCAGCAAGUAUGCAAAGUUCACAGCUCAGUCAUUGGAGCAAACACUUAUGUCCCUUUUCCAACCAAAACCUUUAAGAUAUGGUAGUUUUAAAGCUGGGAGGUCUAGUGGAAAAUUCAAUAAUGUGGUUACAGAUCAAUAUCAGGCUGCAGUAACGAGUGCAUGACUGCUUCUUGUAUAUUAGAUUUUAAAAGCCGAUCUUCAUAUAUAUCAUCGAGUGGAUAGUGAAGUGUCACUGCAAACUGGCUGCCUGAAGGUUUUUCAUAAUAGUGAUGACUUUGCUUGCCGCUUGAGCUUUGCCACUCCUAGUCACUACCAUUAUCUUGCAGAAAGCUUGGCGUGAGAAUGGAGAUGUACUUUUGAAAAGGUACAAUUGUAGAAUAUAUUAUUGGGUAGUUUCAUUUGAAUACCAUCAAUUUUUAUUUUUAUCCUCAAUUAUUGGUCCGGUCUCUUAAGUAAGUAGUCCUAGGAGGUAGAAAUCCUUGUAAUGCUCUAGAUGCUCAUUGAAUUAUAUCAUGUAUAGUGCUCACAGAGCCCUAUAAUUCCUUUAAACUGAUUGCUCUUCUUAAAUUAGAAAAAACUUUGAAUAUUAAGAAUGUUAUUUGGGAUAAA